Molecule: messenger RNA, 462 nt
Organism: Aureobasidium musti
Lineage: Eukaryota; Fungi; Ascomycota; Dothideomycetes; Dothideales; Saccotheciaceae
Source: the annotation of a GenBank genome assembly
AUGGGCUUGGAGAAAUUUGAAAGGCUGCCCAAGGAGGCAGUUCCGUUGACGCGGCAUUGUGAUAUCAAGUUGGUGUUGGAUACGCCGAAAGCACUUUCCUAUCUCCCCUUUGCCGUCCUCCAUUAUUCCCCUCCCCAUCCCUUGCAACAACAUCACGAUCAACUAAUAUUUUUACAGNNCAACUGGCCCAUCACAGACCCCACAACUCAAAAACCACUAACCACCCAAGCCGUGAUCCUCGGCUUGGGCAGCAUGUUCAACCACUCCUCUCUACACCAAAACGUGGGUUGGGAAAGGGAUAUNCGACAAAAGGUUAUUGUGUACAAGACAUUAAGAGAUGUAGAACAAGGAGAAGAGUUGUGUAUUUCUUAUGGCAGUAGGUUGUGGUUCAAAGAUGCGGAUGUGGGGGAAGAGGAGGAUGAGGGAGAUGGGACGGGGGUUUUGGGCGGGAUUGAGGUGUAG